AUGCUCACCGACUACCUCAACUUCCGAAUCCCGUCGACGGGCCUGAUGACGUCGUGGUGCGCAUCGAAAGAGCCGUCGCACCUCAUCAAAAUCUUUUUCUGGACCACACCCUACUUCUCCUACCUACAAUAUCUGUUCCCAUUUCUGAUGGCCAUUCUCAGACUGGUCCCGAUUCACUAUUCAACAAACGCUCACAAGGUAUUUUCGAGUCGUUCGAUGACGUUACUAAAUGAAUGACAUUUCAGAUGAACAACACAACAGUGCGUGUGGCGAUCCCUUUUAUCUUCGUCUAUCCACUAGGCUUCACCUGGUUUCUCAUCCCCGCACUCGGAGUUUGCAGACAAUUUCUGCCGCCCUAUGCGUUCGGAGCCGUUUAUACACAUUACAUCGACUCGUGGUAUCAUGUAAGUCAUUCGCUGCAUAGAUAAUAGAUUGAUUACAUUCUUAAGCUGGGCGUCGGACCAUUCAUGAUCUACAAUUCCACGCUUUGGUUUCUAUUAACCUUCAUCGCCAACGCGAUUCUCUAUCGAAAGUUGAGAAGUUUGGGAAACCAAGGAAAAAGUGUACGGCUUCAAAGGGCAGAACUCACACUCACAUUGACCACAAUCUCGAUGCUAGUCGGCUACAUUGCAAAUCUGAUAUUAUUGGUUAGCAUUUCAUUCGUUCUCACUGUUAUAGGCGGAUCCUAGGCCGCGGUCGCUUUUUUUCAACAAGUCUCCGGAAAACGACAUGAUUUCUAUGGAUUUCAAUUCUUUUUGUCUUGAGAGAAGAGAUUACUUAUUGCGCGGGUUGUUCAUGUUUUUAAAGACGUUUCCGUCGAUGUUCACACCGGAUACGCGAGUUUCUCCAAUAAACAAACAAAGGUCUAAAACAUGAACAAGACAAUAAUAGAAGAGCUUCAAAAGACGUGUCGUCUUCCGGAAAAGCUAUGAAAACACGCGGCGACGGUCUAGGAUCCGGCGGCCCGAUCUCAAUAAUAGAAUUCAGGUGAUGCACGGCUUCUUCACCACCUACACACAGUACUUUGUGCCGUUCCGUUCGUUCGGCGUCGACGUCGAAGCCGUCCUCAUUCCAUGGAUCGUUUUCCUCGUUCAUCCGGCCUUUAAAAGUCACAGUCGUGCGCUGAAACAGUGGUUUUGGAAAGUGUCGAAAGGAGAAGAAGUGGCCGGAAGACAAAUUGUUCUGUAG
Messenger RNA from Caenorhabditis sp. 36 PRJEB53466, 1188 nucleotides. Lineage: Eukaryota; Metazoa; Nematoda; Chromadorea; Rhabditida; Rhabditidae. The record is from the annotation of a GenBank genome assembly.